CUCGUUUGCAAUGCAAUGCUUACUUUGCACUGUAAUCUCCCAAUUUGCAAUCUGAUAUGCUUGCAUUGCAUUGUUUUUUUUGAGUGUGUGCUGGUGCAAUGCUCAGGUUUUUGAAAUGAGAUGCGUGCUUUGAGAUCCGGGUGGCGUUGAUCUUUGGUACUACAGCGGUAUUCUUACGGACUCGCCUUUUCUCUUCCCUUCUGAUGGUGCUUGCAGGAAGGUGGGAUCGAGUCAGACUGUCUGGAUGGAGAAACAAGGAGGGGCAGUAGCUCAGGUAGGAGAGUUUGACAAAAGCAAACAGAGUCCAAAGAAACCAAAGGGUCAAGACGAGUCAGCUAAUUCUGAGUCUCACAUUGCUGUUGCUGAGGAGGAAGACGGGAUCCCAAUUUCCACAUCAGGGCUGCUGCAGGUGGUAGAGAGAAGGCAGCCUCUCAGCAGUGUCUCAUCUCUUGAGGUACACUUCGACCUCAUGGAUCUGACUGAACUCACAGACAUGUCUGAUCAGGAACUUGCAGAGGUGUUUGCCGAUUCUGAUGACGAGAAUCCAUCACGUGAUUCAUCUACAGAACUGAGCCAACCAUUGAUGUAUCCAAUCAUCUCAUGUGGAACACAUUUAAAAUCUCCUUCAUGGACAAGAGCAAAGAGUGAGCAGAGUAAGGAUAGGAAGCACCCAAGUGAUCCAGAUGUUCCAUUAGAGAUGUCAGAUCAUUUUCACACAAUUGAAACACACAAAAAACACUAAGGACAAGAUUGGACCUUGCUUCAGCAAAAUGUGCAGUGCUGAAAAGUUCUGCUGCAUCAUUCAUGGUUAUUCUCCUCCUCAACAUUCUUCAGUUUGUAACUAAACUAAGUAGAUUUGCACCAACUGUCCCUACAGUGUCAGUGGAGGAUUUUUACUCUUAGGUCACCAAAGCUUUGAAGAUUAAAGUAUUAACCAUUGCCCAUUUUCAUGCUUUUGGUACCAUGCAUGGGCCAAUGCUGUAACCUUUUUAUUUCCUCAAGUAACUCAAUCAGACAGAUUUAUAAGUUUCUAGAAAAUUCAAUUUGCAACAGAAAAGAAUUAUAUGUGGUUUUGUAGAUCUGCAGCCAGUAGCAAUCAGUCCUUGUCUAACUAGGAACAUUUGUUUUUAAUUAGCUACUAUAGUGGUAUAAAUCUGAUAAAUUGUCCAUUUUGCUUCAUUUCAGGCUUAGAUAAAAAUGUUGACACAGUCUGCUGCAUGCUGUUCACAGCAAAAUUAAUGGGAGUGUGUGCAGGUAAUGAAUGCACAACAGGAAAAUUAUACCAGUACAAAUGUAAAUGAAUAUGAAAUGUCUCACCCAUGACAAUAUUGGAGGAAGGUUUCCACUGAAAGUACCAAUCAGUGUCUGUUAUGUUUUCUGGAAUGAAACACCAAGAUAAAAGAGAUGUUUUGUAUAUUUUACAGGUAACAUCUCUGAGCAGAAUUUCUGUACCAAACAUAUUGGAUCCUGAUGAAUCCUAUUUAAGAUUUAUUACCACUGAAAUUAUGAUUUGUUCUAUGGAAUAAAACCACCGUAAAUUAUUAGUUUUCCUUUUCAGCCCCUACACUGAAUUUAUGAAAUAUUUAUAUCUUUCAAUGAUUUAAAUGAAUUGUGCUACAAGUUUCGAAUUUCAAAAACAACGUACUCAAAAGAGAAAAAGGCCAAGCUGAGCUAAAUGACUAACUCAGAUUCCAUGUGAUUCACACACUUGGACAAAGAAAUUUGUGUUGAAAGUUUUCAUUCCUGUUGUACAGUAGCCACUACCUGCAAACCAAAAUAUUGCACUACUUGAAACUAGCAACUAAACUGACUAAGUCUGAUCCCAACUUCAGUUUAUCCUGAUAAAUUAGGAUUUGAGAUGAAAAAGUAGCUCUUACAUUCUCUCAAAAAGAUACUAGCUUCCCCUCCGCAUAAUUUAAAUGUUUUAGCUGGAUUUACGUGGUGUAUCAAAUGAAGUAGAUUAUUUUAGUUUAAAGCAUAUGAUAGCACUCAGUAAAUAUGUCAUGAACAGACGAAUGGCGAUUUGCUGUCUGGUGAACUGCCUUAGUUCAGGAAACUCUAUACGUUUGCAAAUUUUAAAUUACUUUCUUCAGAUUCACAAAUAAUCGUCAAAUACUAAUCAUUUUGUAUAUUGUUUCCUUAAAGUGUUACUAUUACGUAGGAUAUCAGUUUAAA
This is a messenger RNA of Rhincodon typus (whale shark), 2175 nucleotides long. RefSeq names its product dysbindin domain containing 1 (gene dbndd1). Gene Ontology annotation, biological process: negative regulation of protein kinase activity. Gene Ontology annotation, cellular component: cytoplasm. The coding region runs from base 245 to 742 and encodes 165 amino acids. Lineage: Eukaryota; Metazoa; Chordata; Chondrichthyes; Orectolobiformes; Rhincodontidae. The transcript has 4 exons. The record is from RefSeq and is a predicted model, not a curated record.